UAUUAAUGCUUAAGCAUCUUUAUGAUACAGAUUGCGUAACUUGGUCUCCACAAGGAAAAUUGUUUCAAGUGGACUAUGCUAUGGAGGCAGUCAAAUAGGGAAGUAUUUGUUUAGGCCUCAAAUCAAAUGAUUUUGUUGUAUUAUGCAGUCUGAAACGAUAACCAUCUGAAUUAGCUGGUUAUUAAGAAAAGUAAUUCAAGAUUGAUGAUCAUAUGGCAAUUGCAAUAGCUGGCUUAACUGCUGAUGCUCGUAAUAUUCAAUUCUAAUUAUUUAGGGGUACUCUGUAAAUAUAUGAGAACAGAAUGCUUAGAAUAUAAAUAUACAUAUGAGUCUCAUCAUCCAGUUGGAAGACUAGUAUUCAAAGUUGCAGAAAGUAUUGAAAUGCUCACAUUAUUCAAGAGUCGCAACAUAAAACUUAGAGUGGAGCCAAAAGACCUUAUGGAGUAGGCUUAUUAGUUGCAGGCAUCGAUCCAAAUGGUGUUCAUUUGUUUGAGACUUGCCCAUCAGGAAACUAUUAUGAAUAUAAGUGUCAAGCAAUAGGUUCAAGAUCGUAGGCAGCCAGAACUUAUUUUGAAAGUUGGUUCCAUUUAUUCGAGAAAAGCACUUUAGAAUAGCUAAUUCUACAUGGGUUAAGUGCUCUUAAGAAGGCAAUUAUGGAAGACGAAGAGUAUCCAUUCAAUUGAUAUUUUAGAUUAAAUGAAAAAAAUGUAGAAGUGGGAAUUCUAGGUAAAAAUCAGAAAUUCAUUCAUCUUAAUGCAUAAGAAUUAAAAGACUAUAUAGUAAAAUUAGAAACAUUUAAUGCCAACACUUAAAUUUAGUAAGAGUGAUGGUUAAAUAUUAAUAAUAAUAUUGGAUAUAUUUAUA
Molecule: messenger RNA, 864 nt
Organism: Paramecium octaurelia
Lineage: Eukaryota; Ciliophora; Oligohymenophorea; Peniculida; Parameciidae
Source: the annotation of a GenBank genome assembly